Messenger RNA from Acaulospora colombiana, 600 nucleotides. Lineage: Eukaryota; Fungi; Glomeromycota; Glomeromycetes; Diversisporales; Acaulosporaceae. The record is from the annotation of a GenBank genome assembly.
GAUGGCUCGAAUCGAUGUUUCUCCUCCAGUGGAUGUGGUCGUCUUUCGCCGCCUUUGUCGGUUUCAGGCAAGAAUUGUGCCCCAAAGAGGGCGCAAGAGGCCAGGCGACAGCGACCAAAACAAACGGCCUCUCAACUUGUCUCCGACCUUUCCACGGACUUGCCCUCUCCUACCUGUAACUCCCUCCAGUCUCUACCUGUGACCUUCUUUUGCUACAAAACUACUACCCUCUCAAAACAACUCGUAGCACCCUUGUUCUUUGCUCUUGCCGCUUCUGCUGCUUUUACCAUCGACACUCCUGCGAUUAACCAGGCGCCUAGCCCUGAGGGUGAGACCGCCCCACCCUCCGGCAAACACCCUCUCUGCAAGGACGUCUCAUUCAAGAUUGGCGGCAACCAAGGCAAAGUACGCCUUCAAGUCCUACCCUCGGUGAACCCUUGCGAACAUGACCCACUCGCCGACUCUGGAGAAUUCGACCUCGCAGCGGACGGUGUCUACACUUGGUCCAAUCUCAACGUCGCCGCUGGAACUUCUAUCGUAGUCGUCGCGGACGACGACAGUGAUAAUGAAGCCUGGACCGCCACCGUACGUCAGCUCUAA